AAAAAUUGCGCACAAAUCUCGACUUCGAAAUUGUUCAUCCUUUUUUCCCUUUUUGGAAAGGUAUGCCAUUUGUCAUCGCUUCUCCUCAACUGCGGCGUACUCCUUGGUGAAGCGUUCCACUUUGCCUCCCCUCCUUGGCAGUGGGCAAAAAUAACACCUCACCAGUUGUAAAUUUCCCCUUUUUGAAAAAUGAGCGAAGAAAAUGAACAACACAAAGAUGCCCUCCUCCAAGAAAUGACUGAAUACAAAAACAACAGCAAGAAGUUCCCAGAUAUGCUGAGAAGUUACGUAAAGGAGAAUAUCUCAGAUCAGAGGCUCGCAGAAAGAUUUUUAAAAGAAUUCGAUGACUCCUACUUAAAGAUUAUGAACCUUGAUGAACUGGAGCUUCUCUGCUCGUUCAUCCUGAAGAGGAAAAACGUCCAAGUGAAGUAGCCCCCCUGGCUAAGCAGGGGGAGUUCCCAUUGAAAGGGGGCAUUCCCCCACUUGGCACGCCUUCGUCUGAGAAGUUCAUUUGUUAUGUAGAAUUAUGCAGAAUUAUGCAGAAGAGUAGACAAAAAAAAAAGGCCCAAAAAUUUUCCUACCAUGUUGGUGACAAAAAAUGACGGAUGACUGUGCAACGUUACUCUCGUUGGAUGGUUGCAUCAGUUAUUCCCCCUUUCGCCUCCGUUGAGUACCCCCUUUACCGCUUCGUGCACACGCAAGAUGCACUGCAUGAGGUGUACGGAGGGGUCGUCCUGAUCGAAGCGGACAUUUUUCAACAUAUAACUAAUCAC
Messenger RNA from Plasmodium vivax (malaria parasite P. vivax), 773 nucleotides. RefSeq lists its product as hypothetical. Bases 190 to 432 code for a protein of 80 amino acids. The record is from RefSeq and is a predicted model, not a curated record. The transcript is spliced from 3 exons. Lineage: Eukaryota; Apicomplexa; Aconoidasida; Haemosporida; Plasmodiidae.